GGACCUGUGAGUGAGGACACCUCUCACAACUGCACCUCAGCCACAAGCACUGCGCUCCCCUCAGCCACACACUGCUAGAUAUGCAGGAGGCCCAGGAUUCCAUGGUGAUGCAAUGGUUGAGGAGGAAUUUCUGGAUCAUCUUAGCUGUGACCAUCAUCACUGUCUCUGUGCUUCUGGGUCUCAUGAUCUAUGGCAUCUGUAGGUGGCUGCUUAGAAAAGGCAAAAAGCUGGAAAUCACCAAAACCUGGAAACAAAAGCAAAAGGAUGAUGAAAAGAUGUAUGAGAAUGUGAGUCAGUCACCAGCUGGAUUACCUCCUCUGCCACCUAGGGGUUUGCUUUCUUCAGCAGACUCCACCCCACAGGAACGCCUACAUCAGCCACCAGUUAUGUACUCGAAGGUAAUCAAAGCUGGAAAGAAGACACCUUCCAUUCCAAGCUAUAUUGAGCCAGAAGAUGACUAUGAUGAUGUGGAUAUCUCCGCAACUAUGGAAAGACAUCAUUUUGAAUCAGCUGUUUCUUCUUUUUGGCAAGCUGAAGAGAAUUCACACAACUUAUUUUAAAAUAAUCAAGAAGGCUCAAGCUUUAAUAGGUAUCCCAGUCUGGAAAGUCAUCUGUAAUGUUAGGAAGUCCUGUUUAGAUGAGCACUUCAUGAACCUUAGAUGAAGAUGCUUCAGCGAACAGAGGAAAGAUGCUGAUGCUUAGCCCU
Molecule: messenger RNA, 706 nt
Organism: Erinaceus europaeus (western European hedgehog)
Lineage: Eukaryota; Metazoa; Chordata; Mammalia; Eulipotyphla; Erinaceidae
Gene: SCIMP
Product: SLP adaptor and CSK interacting membrane protein
Exons: 5
Coding region: 81-560 (159 amino acids)
Cellular component (GO): immunological synapse; tetraspanin-enriched microdomain; membrane
Source: RefSeq, a predicted model, not a curated record